ACAGCUGUCCCUUUCGUUGAUCGGCGGCUGCGGUGUCAGAGGGGACAGAGGGGGAUAAGUAAUUCGUUUCAGCAACGCGAGGCGUCAGGUCAGUCGAGCUAAGAUGGCUACGUUGGAUCAAUGAAACUGGAGUAAUAGUAGUAAAAUCAAAAUCAAGGACUUGUUCAGGUGUGUCUUGAUCAGUGUUUAACGUGUAAAUGGGACAUGGGAAAGGAUCAAGAGCUGCUGGAAGCAGCAAGGAGUGGAAAUGUCACUGUUGUGGAGAAAAUUCUUGGACAACGAGCGCGAAGGAGUGGUCCAUUGGCAAGCCUCCGACGAGGGCCUGGAGCUAACGUGCAAGAUGCUAGUGGUUAUUCAGCUCUUCAUCACGCAGCUUUAAAUGGUCACAGAGAUGUGGUGAAAUUAUUAUUACAACAUGAGGCAUCAACUAACGUUGUCGACGCAAAAGGAUCAUCACCACUUCAUUUAGCUGCGUGGGCUGGUGAUGCAGAGAUUGUCAAAUUACUUCUCAGUCAAGGGCCAUCUGUACCGAAUGUUAAUCUCACGACGAAAGACAAUGAAACAGCUUUACACUGUGCUGCUCAGUAUGGUCAUACAGAAGUGGUGGCCCAGCUGUUGCAGUACGGAUGUGAUCCCAGCAUCCGGAACAGCCGUGGCGAAUCUGCACUCGACCUUGCAGCGCAAUAUGGCAGAUUGGAAACGGUUCAACUUCUUGUGAGAACACAUCCAGAGUUAAUUGAAGCACUGCGUAGUUCUUCCUCAUCGUUGAUCUUCCCUCACACGCCACUACACCUUGCCUCUAGAAAUGGUCACAGGGCUGUUGUUGAAGUUCUUUUGGCCUCCGGCGUGGACGUCAAUACAAGAACAUCAGCCGGUACUGCGAUGCAUGAAGCAGCUCUCUGUGGUAAAAUGGAGGUUGUGCGAGCACUUUUAGAUCGUGGAGUCGAUCUUGGUAUCAGAGAUUCGCGACAGAACACGGUGCUUGAUCUUCUCGGUCAAUUUCCACCUCAUGUCACACAUGACAUAACUGCAGUGAUAAAAAGACAUCGAUCGUCUUCCGGAAUAGAAAGUGAUACAGAAAGUGAAAAUCUCCCACCAAUUCCUGUUCAAAAUGAAUCAUUAGGAAGUCCUUAUGAAAAUGUUCGUCCUGGAGAUGAUCUCUCAUCGGUAGAAGGAUCGUCUCCUACUCAAUGGCAAUUCUAUCAUAAGCCACGAGAAGAAGAUCGUCGGGUUUCUGGUACCUCAGUCAUGUCACUGGGCUCUGAUAGUGGAUUAUACCAGACGCCACCAGCACCUCUUUGUACGGAAGGUAGUUACGUCUCUGAGGAUCUGUCUUUGACAUUACCUCAUGGAUUUGUGGGUAGAGAAUCUGAUCAAUUGAGCGUUUCGUCUUCAUCAAGCGUCGGUGGACCGAGCCCCAGGGAUAGACGUUGUUUACCAAACGAUUCUGGAAUUUCUGGAAUUUACUUGCCUAUGGCUCCACUGUCCAGUUCACUUCACAGUCCUGCUUCUAACAGCAAAGUCUCGCCAACACCUCCUAAAAAGCCACCUCGAAGGAAUUUAUCAGUUUCACCAACUCAUCUACAAACACAAAUGUCUCUCUCGGCUGAUUGUUCACUUGGUCCAAGCAAUUAUGAAUACUUAUUUCUCGCUAGAAGUGGUGCAAGAAGCCAUAUAGAUCUUGACCAACUUCAAAGUCGUCGGGAUCAAUUACGCCAUGUUACUAGAAGUGUAGAUCAAUAUGUAGACAUGAAGGCACGUUGCAGUGAUUUCACUAGACGACCGGAAACGGAACCAGUUGCAUUGACAGCUGUAUAUGGUGAUCGGUUGAUAAAACUUCAAAACCCACGAAGAAAAUUACGAAGACAUUGCGAAAGAGCUUAUGAAAAUUAUGAAUUUGAACGAAGUCCUGGAGUUGAUGAAUCUCCAUGUAGUGAAAGUGCAUCUAAUGAUCAAACUUUUGUCUCCAAUGCAUUUUUAACACUUAAAUCUUCUCAAGAAAGUCUUCUUGAUGAAAAACGUGAAAAUUGCGAUGGCCAAGUGUUAAAUGACAACCGAGAAGCAACAGACAAAAGACUCAAGAGGGUACAAAUGCUUAUUCCUACAAGUCCAACACAUUAUGUUCAACCACCAACACCAGACCAUCCCCCUCCGUCCGCUUUACAAGCUGAAAAGUCUAUUCAUGAAAGAAUUCGUCCACUGAGUCAGGUUUAUAAACGACGUUCACGCGAUAUGGAAACUGAAACGGAUGAGGAUCUCUUACAAUUUCAACCAAGUGGAUCUCUUGAUGCAUCAAGCGGCUCUUUGUCGAGUGUUUCACUCUCGGACAAAAGUAUGUCCACAGACAACGUGGAGGAGUACUUUGGUGAUGUGCCCUUUGCAGGUUUACUAAAAGGUUCUGUCACGGCUGAACGUCCUCGAACUCUUCGACGUUUGCGGAACGUCUACGGAUCGACCGUAUGCGGGAUGGGAACUGGUGUGGACGUUACUGGAGAACGUUUAGAUGAUGGUGGUGUUGAUGGGUCACUUCGAGAUCGUGAUAGGGAUGAAAAAUCUCUCAGCAUCAUGAGCCCCUUCGACGAGCAAGAAGAGUGGGCUAAAAUUUCAGAAAUAAUGGCUUCUUUUGGCACAGGGCUUGUCAGAGAGUCAGUCUUUGUUAAUGAAUUGGAGAAGGAGUUUCAAACAAGAUUGGGGAUUGGUUCAGACACUACCAGCAGCCCUACUGUUGUUUCACCGAUUGGUCAAUGGCUAUUGGAUUUAGGCUUGGCUGACUACGAGUCUCUUUUCAUCAACUAUGGUUUUGAUGACCUAGAUUUUAUCAAUGGAAUAUUGGAAGACUCUGACUUGAAAGACAUGGGAAUAACAAGUGACCAGGAUCGUGCUGUGAUAAUGAACGCAUCCUUGUCGUUGAAUAAAUGUGUGGACAAACGAUCAGGUUCACAAGCAAAGACAGUUGAUGAGUGGCUUAAAGGAAUACACUUGGAAAAAUACAUAGAAACUUUCAAGAAACAUCUUUAUACUGAUAUGGAUCGUGUUAAAAGAGUUUGGGAAGUGGAGUUAGCAGCAGUGCUUGAAAUUCAAAAACCUGCCCACAGAAAACGAAUCCUAGCAUCUGUAACAGGACCAAGCCCACGCUCUCAAUCUAGAAAUGGAAGUGGACCUAAUUUAGAGGAUCUUAAUAAGGAUCUUAACACUUUGAAAACUAAUAUCCAACAGCUGAAAGAGGAAAUUCGAGAAAAACUUCCUGAACCUUCACAAGACAAUGGAAAUCACUCGACUAUUGUUACUGGAACGAAUGCAGCUACUUCAGGAACACUGAGACAUCGAAAAAAUCGUCCAGCACCUCAACCUCCUAAUCGUUCAAACUGUCAGAAUGGUAAUGUGACAGCAGAGCAGCUUGAAAUUCGUGCACCUUCUGAACUUCUUUUUGGUGUUCCCUCGACUCUUAAGACUCAGUGGAGACAUCAACCCAAGGUUCUAGUCACUGGUAACAUCAAAUACGUUGCCAAUUACUUGGGUUCCACGGUGGUCAAAGAACUUCGAGGCACCGAAUCGACCAAGAAAUCAAUUCAGAAACUGAAGAACACUUGCAGAGAUCCUAGAGUUAGUUUAGGGAUCACUUUAGCCAUUUCCUAUCGUGGAGUUCGGUUUUUGGAUACUGUUACGAAUGAACCCAUAUGUGAUCAUGAGAUUCGUAAUAUCCACUGCGCGUGUCAGGAUGCGGAUGAUCUCACCCACUUUGCAUACAUAACAAAGGAUCAUGCGAGUCGAACACAUUUUUGCCAUGUCUUCUGUGUCCCAACGAUGGAUCAAGCUACUGAAGUUAUCUUGACUUUAGGCCAAGCGUUCGAAGUUGCUUACCAAAUGGCUUUGAAAGAUAAACUUGGCAAUAAUCAAACAGUACGAUCUCAAUCCGCUAAUCAAUUGACCAGCAUAGCAAAUUCGGGCAACAUUACAUCAACAAAUGCCAAAGCGACUUUGAUAACUAAUCAAAGUAAUGAAACCCGUACCAAGACUGAUAUGAUUGGUACAAAUGAUAUGAAAAUGACGACAAAUACGAAUGAUAGUGAAAAGACGAAUACAUUAAAGGCUAAGUCAAAAACGAAGAAUACCAAUUCAAUAAUGACAAGUUCUAAUCACAAUUCUCAUGGGAACUCAAGCGUAAGCGCAAAUUCACAUGGUACAAACGUUAAUACUGGAAAUAAUUGCACUUCCGGUGGAAACUCAAAUGCCAAUCCAAAGCCACUGGUAACGCACGGACGCUCACAUUCGGUAAACGACAUCAAGAUUAAUGGGAAUCAGUUAAAGCUCGCACCAACUCCAGUUGAUGACAUUGGUAUUGGCGUCAAGGAUAUGAAGGCUGGCUCUCGGGCACCAAUUGCUCUUUCAGAAGAGCUGUAAUCCAUGAAAAUCAAUUUGAUUAAACUGUGAUUAUUUAUUUAAACUUGUGAGUCAAGUCUUUGUGGUCAUAUAUACAACGAGUUAUUUCUAGUGAUUUAUUGAAAACUAUUAAAUAUAACAUUUCCGCGUAUUACUAUCAAAAAGAAAAUAAACAUUUUUUUAGAUCUCAUUGUGAUCAUUUUAUCAAAUAUAUUUGACAGGUUUUAAUGAUAUUGAUGGAGGUAAGUUGUUCUAAAAAUUUCCAUCGAAUUAUUUUUCAUUCUUAUCUCUCGCUUUCUCUGCCCCUUCUCUUUGACUUAGUGCAUUAAAAUGAUGCUUUUUAAUGCACGUGGGACGUUAUUGUAUUCAUCGAAUUAAUAACAAUGACAUACACAGAAUAGAAGACUAUUAGCGAUAAUUAAUAAUGAUUGAUGAAAAGAAUGACAUUCCCAUGCACAUCAGAAUUUUUGAGGAUUUAUUACACCAAUAAAAUAAUGCUCAAUAUUGUUCUCCUAA
This is a messenger RNA of Chelonus insularis, 4896 nucleotides long. RefSeq names its product ankyrin repeat and SAM domain-containing protein 1A-like. Gene Ontology annotation, molecular function: protein binding. Lineage: Eukaryota; Metazoa; Arthropoda; Insecta; Hymenoptera; Braconidae. The transcript is spliced from 17 exons. Gene Ontology annotation, cellular component: cytosol. The record is from RefSeq and is a predicted model, not a curated record. The coding region runs from base 205 to 4401 and encodes 1398 amino acids.